Drosophila biarmipes is the source of this 1104-nucleotide messenger RNA. Its product is annotated as venom protease. The coding region runs from base 63 to 1019 and encodes 318 amino acids. Gene Ontology annotation, biological process: proteolysis. Gene Ontology annotation, molecular function: serine-type endopeptidase activity. Lineage: Eukaryota; Metazoa; Arthropoda; Insecta; Diptera; Drosophilidae. The transcript has 3 exons. The record is from RefSeq and is a predicted model, not a curated record.
CUUUGAUUCAAUCAGUCGGCCGCCGUUUGCGUUCCACUGCAGUUCGAGAACGUGUCAACAAGAUGGCAAUGCAAACCAUUGGAACCAUUUUACUGCUGAUGCUAUCCCUGAGCAGCAGCCUUGUGAAUGGGCAAAACCCAGAUCCAGCUGUCCAGCUUGCCUGCACCAAAUUCAAACAACUUGUUUUCGAGGAGCGCGUGGCCAUCAGCUUUUUCUUGGAGGAUGCCCCGAUUACCUAUUCCACAGUGGACAGUUGCCAUGGAUCAAGGCCCCUGAUUGUGGAUGGCACUCCGGCGGAGCCCAAGGAAUUCCCCCAUGCAGCUCGCCUGGGGCAUCGGGAUGCCAACAACGAAACCAAGUGGUUCUGCGGCGGAACCUUGAUAAGCAAUCGUCUAGUGCUCACAGCAGCUCACUGCUUUUUCUCUGAACAUGGUGCGGUCAACGUUGUGCGCUUGGGCGAGCUGGAAUUUGAUAAUGACCAGGAUGAUGCGCAGCCGGAGGACUUUGGCGUGCUGGCUCUCAAGCCACAUCCGGAUUUCAAGAAUCCUGAACUCUACAAUGAUAUUGCCGUUGUGAAACUGGAUCGGGAGGUCAAGUUCAAUCGGUACAAACACCCCGCCUGCCUGCCCUUCGACGACGGAGAGCAGCACGAGAGCUUCAUCGCCAUCGGCUGGGGUCAGAGGAAGUUCGCCCAGAAGCAGUCCAAGAAGCUGCUGAAGGUCCAGCUCCAGGGCUAUGGCAACAAGUGUGUCACCAGUGUGGAUCCCAAUGAUGAGCUGCCCCAGGGCUACGAGGCCAGGAGUCAGCUGUGCAUCGGAUCGAAGGAUAACAAGGACACCUGCAACGGCGACUCGGGAGGUCCAGUGCUGACCUACCACAAGACUCUGCCCUGCAUGUACCACAUCAUGGGCAUCACCUCGUUCAGCAUUGGCUGCUCCACGCCCGAUAUUCCCAGUGCCUACACCAGGGUGCAUUACUUCCUCGACUGGAUCAAGGGCGAGCUGGCCAAUCAGACAUAAUGUUACCUUAUACUAAUUUAAAUGCCUAAAGUUGGGUCUUAAACUGAGUUCUGAUGAAGCCAUAAAUGCACUUAAUAAUUGUAAA